AUGGCCUCAGAUCUGAGCGAGUUGUCUCUGGGAUCAACCAUGAAGACCACUUUCCCGAAUCCAGACGACAUCCUAAACUUCACGCUUACUAUCGAACCCGACGAAGGCAUGUAUAAGGGCGGGAGCUUCGUCUUUACUUUCUCCAUCAACCAGAACUUUCCGCACGAUCCGCCCAAGGUCAAGUGCACGCAGAAGAUCUAUCAUCCCAAUAUCGACCUAGAAGGCAAUGUCUGCUUGAACAUCCUGAGGGAAGAUUGGAAACCGGUGUUGAAUCUAAAUGCGGUCAUUGUAGGCAUGCAGUUCCUCUUCCUCGAGCCCAACGCAUCCGACCCUCUCAACAAGGAGGCCGCCGAGGAUCUUAGAAACAACAGAGAGGGGUUCAGGAGGAACGCGAGAACAGCCAUGAGCGGGGGGACAGUGAAAGGUGUAAGCUACGACCGAGUCCUUCGAUGA
This is a messenger RNA of Capronia epimyces CBS 606.96, 453 nucleotides long. RefSeq names its product NEDD8-conjugating enzyme UBC12. The transcript is spliced from 2 exons. NCBI's taxonomy places the organism in Eukaryota, Fungi, Ascomycota, Eurotiomycetes, Chaetothyriales, Herpotrichiellaceae. The record is from RefSeq and is a predicted model, not a curated record. The coding region runs from base 1 to 453 and encodes 150 amino acids.